UGUAGUGGAUUGCUUGCGAGGCCGUUUGUUUUCAUUUAAUUUCUUCACCUUCUGUACGAGACAAUGCAUCGAGCGUGUUCGGAAAUUGCGAGUUACUGUGGCGACUAGGCCGCGAAUGAAUCUGUAACUAACUGAUUGGCUCGAUUUCGUUUGGCAUGACUGUAUUCAUCGCGCGAACACAUUUCGGCUACACUAGGACCUUGCGUCUGACUGGAAGUGUUUUGUGUGACUUUGUUGGCCGGUUCGGGAGAACGGGCCCUUACCGUGCAACGGAGUUGGUGUGAUGUGCACUCGGACACCGCGAGUCGCCAGUGAGAGCUCCUGGUGAAGACCAGUACAUUGCGACGUGUGGAGUUAAGUAAAGCCGACGAUGCCGACGGAGGCGUCGCCGACUCCUCGCUCCCGGCUCGCCCGGGUCCGGCGCUGCGUCCGCAUCUUCCUGACGCACCUGGUGUCCCAGGUGGGCCUCUGCCUGCUGGUGGUGGCGUACGCCAUCGUGGGCGCGCUCAUCUUCCGGGCCAUCGAGGCCGACAAGGAGGUGCACCAGCGACAGCGCGUCUCCCAGCUGCGACGCCGCUACCUACGCGACAUGUGGGACGUCACCGAACGGCUCAACGUGUUCCACGACGAGCAGUGGAUGGACGAGGUGGGCGUCAAGCUCAAGGAGUUCGAGGACGAGGUGGUUCUGGCUGUUCGCAACGACGGCUACGACGGCAAGGACGUCCAGGAAGAGGCGCUCCAGUGGUCCUUCUCGGGAUCGCUGCUCUACAGCAUCACCGUUAUUACAACCAUCGUGCUGGAGCAACAACAACAACAACAACAACAACAACAACAACAACAACAACAACAACAACAACAACAACAACAACAACAACAACAACAACAA
Rhipicephalus microplus (southern cattle tick) is the source of this 886-nucleotide messenger RNA. RefSeq names its product TWiK family of potassium channels protein 7. NCBI's taxonomy places the organism in Eukaryota, Metazoa, Arthropoda, Arachnida, Ixodida, Ixodidae. Gene Ontology annotation, cellular component: plasma membrane. The record is from RefSeq and is a predicted model, not a curated record. Gene Ontology annotation, molecular function: potassium ion leak channel activity; outward rectifier potassium channel activity. Gene Ontology annotation, biological process: stabilization of membrane potential; potassium ion transmembrane transport.